Messenger RNA from Scatophagus argus, 3611 nucleotides. It is a transcript of the gene dpf3, whose product is annotated as D4, zinc and double PHD fingers, family 3. Gene Ontology annotation, cellular component: nBAF complex. Gene Ontology annotation, biological process: nervous system development. The coding region runs from base 193 to 1368 and encodes 391 amino acids. The transcript has 12 exons. NCBI's taxonomy places the organism in Eukaryota, Metazoa, Chordata, Actinopteri, Scatophagidae. The record is from RefSeq and is a predicted model, not a curated record.
UUUUGACAGAUGUCUCUGAAGCCACGCCUAAUGUCCUGAUGCUGGUGUUGUAUUGGUAGGUCGUAUAGUGCCAACGACCGCAUUGGCUGUUUUCUUUUCUUUUCUUUUUUUCUUUUUCUUUUCUUUUUUUUUUUCAUAAGGGUCCCAAACUACACCGAGAUUUGGAAUAUUGCGUUACAGUCCAGUAGGAAAAUGGCGACUGUCAUUCAUAAUCCUCUAAAAUCGCUAGGUGACCAGUUCUACAGGGAGGCUAUCGAACAUUGUCGCAGCUACAAUGCUCGUCUCUGUGCCGAACGCAGCGUGCGUAUGCCCUUCCUGGACUCGCAAACUGGUGUGGCACAAAACAACUGCUACAUCUGGAUGGAAAAGUGCCACCGCCAGCCAGGUCAGGCAGCAGGACAGAUGUAUACCUACCCUGCUCGCUGCUGGAGAAAGAAGAGGCGGCUCCACCCACCCCUGGAUCCCCAGCUUCGCCUGUGUGAGCUUCGACUAGAAGCCGAGCUGGCCCCGAAGCGUGAGGUUCCCCCAGGAGAGGCCACAGCCUUAGAGGCCCUCCUGAGGGGGGACGGCCUGCUGGAGAAAAAAAACAGCCUGUGCAAGGAAGAGGAAACUUUGCUGGAAAUACAGAGAGUUCUGGAGGCGGAGGAAAAUGGGGAUGGUUUCCAUGAUGAUGAAGACUUUGAACUGGAUACUCCAAAGAGAAAGAACAGAAACAGAGGCAAAAACAGAGGAUCCAGUCGGAGAAGGACAGAGCCCAUUAGCAUGGAUGACCAGGACAAACCUUACGUCUGUGACAAUAGAUACAAACAAAAGCAUAACUCAAAAAAGGCUGAAGAAGUCUGUGGAAAGCGCUACAAGAACCGACCUGGCCUGAGCUACCACUACACCCACACUCACCUGGCAGAGGAGGAGGGUGAGGAGGAAAAGGAAACAGAGAUGGCCCCCUCUCCUCCACGUUCCUCAGACAACCACAAACCUCAGAAGGGCCCAGAUGGUGUCAUCAUCCCCAACGACUAUUGUGACUUCUGCUUGGGAGAUCAGGACUCCAACAGGAAGACGGGCCAGGCCGAGGAGCUGGUGUCCUGCUCCGACUGUGGACGCUCCGGUCACCCCACAUGUCUGCAGUUCACUGACAACAUGAUGCAGGCAGUCAGGACGUACCAGUGGCAGUGCAUAGAGUGCAAGUCUUGCAGCAUCUGCGGCACCUCGGAGAAUGACGACCAGCUGCUGUUCUGCGAUGACUGCGACAGAGGAUACCACAUGUACUGCCUGAAGCCUCCCAUGACCCAGCCUCCAGAAGGGAGCUGGAGCUGUCACUUGUGUCUGGACCUGUUAAAGGACAAAGCCUCAGCCUAUGGAGAAGCGUAACUCCCUGGACAUCCUUCUCAACACACACACUGACACUAUAUAUAUAUAUAUAUAUUUGUACCCACACAUUUAGCAAAAACUUUCUCUCAGACAAAAUCAUACACACACAUACACACUCCAGUGCAUUAGCAGGCUCAGGGCAGUUUCCUGUGUGAGGCGCAGAGAUCCUCGAGCUCUCACACAGCCCAGCAACGCUUCGGAUGCAAACAACAUGCAGUCUCCAACAUACGUCAGCUAACGGCAGGUCUGCCAUUCAGUCAUUUCUCUACCUCACCACUGAGCAGAUGGCAAGAAGCCAAAGCAAGAUAACGGCCAAUGCUGUGUAGUACAUGUGCACAUGAAAUACAUUCUCAUUUUAAACCAAGCAUCUGAAAUCCCUGGAUGUUUCCCUUCCAUUUAAAUAUAUUUGUGCAGAGGUUUGUUCGAGAGUUUGUGCUGAAGCUGUCUCACUUGCUCCCCGUUGCUGUUCAGGCUCUACAGUUGGGGAACCUGAGUGGGUCUGACUAAUGUUUGUUUAAAUUUCUCUUUCCAGCUCUACUCCUCUUCUCUGUUUAGACUUUACAGCGACAUUCCUAUUUUACAUCUGGACAGGCUCAGUGUUAGUUAUGCCAUCUUUCACAGGUUUUGUCAAGCUUGGAGAAAUUUAUAUCUAGUGCUAAGAGGAAAUGGGGCAAUAAAACAACCUGGACUAUCAUUGCAGUUGGAGCAUGGUGACAUUUUUAAUCCCAAUCUGUUUUUUGUAUCCUUGCAGUUACUAGGAUACCAUGGUGCUCAAUUUGACACUUUAUGAAAAUUAAAACAUUUUUUUACACAGAAUGAAACUCUUAUUUAUUUAUUGUUGAUAAUGGUCCAAUGUUACUGUCAAGGAGAUGAUUGUUACUGUAAAUCAGUGGUUCCCCAACCCAAAUAAAAAUUCAUGCACUAUCAACUUACCCCCAUGCAGAUGGAAAAUUGGGUGGAGCUUCUUAGUCCACAAAGCAGCUUGUGCACCCAUUGCAAGCGGGGGGAGAGAGAAGAAAAUUUCUGCUUAGAAAGGAUGUAAAUAAUAUCUUGUUUAGGAGACUGCUGCCACACUGUUUUGCUGCCAAGAUCCAAAAUUUUUUUUGUGGACUUAAAAACUAAAUCUGCUCACCUCAUAUGGAGGUGAGUAGAUAGUGACUUUUUUUUUGUCUCAACUGUUCAACUCCAGAUUACAGUUGCAUGUGGUAGCCAAGCAUACUAACAUUUAAAGUUUAUAUUAUAGCUGAUUAACACGCAGUUUAUUCUAGCGUUUGGCUGCUGUGUCUUUGGUUUUACAAAGUUUACAAAAACAUGCUUCAGCAUGUAGACAAAAUCCAAAAGUUGACAGUGUAAAGAGUGUGCUAACAGUUGCUAAGGCAUGGUUGGACAUUUCAAAAAUAAUCUGCUGUGAUAAAGGUUUAUUCACCUAUUGUUUCGGGACUUUUUUUUUCACUCAACGUUUUGCUUAACGUGUUCCCCCUGUAGUACCACCCCACAGUUUGGGAACCACUGAAACUAACCAGUACUGUGUGUGUAUUAUUAAGCUUUCACUUGUGGUGAAUCAUAUAUGUGUCCUGAGGAAGCAGUAUUUACUGGUGAGUCCUGUCUUGAAGUUGGCACAAUUUUUUACGCAUUUAUAACCAGAAUAUGUUUUGGACCUCAAGCGUGUAAUUUUCCCAUGUGACUGAGACUGUUGAAUUAAAUUGGUUUCACUUAAAGUAGCAUAUUAAAAUCUCUGAAGCCCCAUCAGUGUAAUUUGAUGGGGUCGGAUUGAUGUUGUUGUCAAGAGCAAAAUUUGGUAGCAUACACCUGCUGCUCUCUAAAAACACAGCUGAUCAUAAAUAGGAAGAAAUACCAAGAAUAAGCUCCAACCUGUAAAACAAAAUCCUUUAAAGUACACGUAUUGUGCAAGCCUUGACAGGAUAUCACAAUCUGCAUUUAUGUGUGUGUGUGUGUUUUGUUUUUUGUUUUUCAUUUGUUUUUGUUUUUUUUUUAUUGUGAGUUGAUAUUGCUGUUUCCACAGACAAUCAUGAGCUAGCAUAGAUAUGAUACAUGAUGUUAAUAAUAUGCAGAGGGUUUCAUUGUGCUGUUACAUGGCAGGUGUAAGGAUCCUUUUUGUCUUCCUUUGAAAAAUGUCUUGGAUGUCAUUCUUAUUUGAUGCCAUCACCAACAGUGAUUAAUAAUGUGUGUUGUAUUUUGUAAAAGUAAGUGUUAUGUUUUGUGUCGAAAUAAAGAUUUUUCCA